Oncorhynchus keta (chum salmon) is the source of this 11707-nucleotide messenger RNA. Its product is annotated as guanine nucleotide-binding protein G(s) subunit alpha-like. Gene Ontology annotation, molecular function: guanyl nucleotide binding; GTPase activity; G protein-coupled receptor binding. The coding region runs from base 8441 to 9286 and encodes 281 amino acids. The record is from RefSeq and is a predicted model, not a curated record. Gene Ontology annotation, biological process: adenylate cyclase-modulating G protein-coupled receptor signaling pathway. NCBI's taxonomy places the organism in Eukaryota, Metazoa, Chordata, Actinopteri, Salmoniformes, Salmonidae. Gene Ontology annotation, cellular component: heterotrimeric G-protein complex. The transcript has a single exon.
ACAUGAAUAACCACCACGCUGCAUUUUGGUCCACUUCUCCUUCACCACAAGAAAACCCCUACAUAACCAAAAAAGUGUUAAACAUAUACAAAUAUAUGUUAUACUUUAGAUUCUUAAAAAUUAGCCACCCUAUGCCUUGAUGACAGCUUUGCACACUCUUGGCAUUCUCAACCAGCUUCAUUGGCUACAGAAGAUAGCCAUAUUUGGUAAAAGACCAAGUCCAUAUUACAGCUUAAAUAAGCAAAGAUAAACGACAGUCCAUCAUUACUAUAAGACAUCAAGGUCAAUCAAUUCGGGAAAUUUCAAGAACUUUUAAAGUUUCUUCAAGUGCAGUCGCAAAAACCAUCAAAAUCUAUGAUGAAACUGGCUCUCAUGAGGACCGCCACAGGAAAGGAAGACCCAGAGUUACCUCUUCUGCAGAGGAUAAGUUCAAUGGAGUUAACUGCAACUCAGAUAAAUGAUUCACAGAGUUCAAGUAACAGACACAUCUCAACAUCAACUGUUCAGAGGAGACUACGUGAAUCAGGCCUUAACGGUCGAAUUGCUGCAACAACUAUUAAAGGACACCAAUAAGAAGAGACUUGCUUGGCUUGGGCCAAGAAACUCGAACAAUGGACAUUAGACCUGUGGAAAUCUGUCCUUUGGUCUGAUGAGUCCAAAAUUGGGAUUUUUGGUUCCAACCCUGUGUCUUUGUGAGACGCAGAAGAGGUGAACGGAUCUCUGCAUGUGUGGUUCUCACCAUGAAGCAUGGAGGAGGAGGUGUGAUGGUGCUUUGCUGGUGAUACUGCCAGUGAUUUAUUUUGAAUUCAAGGCACACUUAACCAGCAUGGCUAGCACAGCAUUCUGAAGCGAUACGCAAUCCCAUCUGGUUUGCGCUUAGUGGGACUAUCAUUUGUUUUUCAACAGGACAAUGACACCAAACACAUUCAGGCUGUGUAAGGGCUAUUUGACCAAGAAGGAGAGUGAUAGAGUUCUGCAUCAGAAGACCUGUUCACCACAAUUCCCCGACCUCAACCCAAUUGAGAUGGUUUGGGAUGAGUUGGACCGCAGAGUGAUGGAAAAGCAGCCAACAAGUGCUCCACAUAUGUGGGAACUUAUUCAAGACUGUUGGAAAAGCAUUCCUCAUGAAGCUGGUUGAGAGAAUGCCAAGAGUGUGCAAAGCUGUCAUCAAGGCAAAGGCUGGCUACUUUGAAGAAUCUCAAAUAUAAAUAUAUUUUGAUUUGUUUAACACUUUGGGUUACUAAAUGAUUCCAUAUGUGUUAUUUCAUAGUUUUGAUGUAGAAAAUAGUCAAAAUAGUCAUUUUCUACAAUGUAGAAAAUAGUCAAAAUAAAGAAAAACCCUGGAAUGAGUCGGUGUCCAAACUUUUGGCUGAUACUGUACAUGGGCCAAGUCAGACAACAGGAAGUGAGAGGGGAAGUUGGCUAGACACGGUCAGGUGUCAAAACACUAGCUCUAUUGGAGCAAACAUCACAAAGAAUAAUGCUGGUUUUCCAGACACAGGUGAGCCCUACUCCUGGACUGAAAAGCAUGCUCAAUGUAGAACUAUUGAAAGAGCUUUUUCAUCCACAAACACUUAAUCUUGUCUGGAAACCCAUCCAAUCCUCACCACUCAUCCCCUACCCAGAUGGUCAUACGCCAUCGCAAUCUUUGCUCUCUCUCUCUCCCACUACUAUCUCCUCUUCUAUCAUAUAAUCUCUCCCUUUGAUAAAUAGUUCUCUGUCUUCUCUCCUGACUCUGCCUGUUCGACCCUACUAUCCUCCCUUUCUGCAUCCUAUAACUCGAACUGUCCCCGUUUCUCCUGGCCGGCUCGGCCCUCCCCUCCUGCUCUGUGGCUGAGUGACUCAUUGCGAGCUUACAGAACAGGCCUGUGUGCAGCUGAGCAAAAAUUGAGGAAAACUAAACUUCUGGAGGACCUAUCAUCCUGUCACUCCCUCCUCUCUACAUGCUCUUCCUCUGUAUCCAUUGCUAAAACCACUUUCUAUCACUCUACAUUUCAGCUUCUGCCUGUAACCCUAGGAAACUCUUUUCCACCUUCUCCCUCCUUAAUCCUCAACCCCCUCCCUCCUCCCCCUCUGCGGACGACUUUGUCAACCACUUUGAAAAGAAGGUUGACAAUACUGUAUAUGCUCCUCCUUCACUCAGGCUAGUGAGUCAACUGGUCCCACUCACACAGAACUACCCUACGCCUUGACAGCCUGCGACUAGUGUCCGGCCGCCCGACAACCUGCCCGCUCGACCACAUCCCCUUCUCCCUUCUCCAGAUCAUCUCUGGCGACCUUCUCCCAUUCCUCACUCCCCUCAUCAACUCACUGGCUUCCCCCAUCAAUCCCUCUGACUUCAAAUGGCCGGAGUCGCUCCACUCCGCAAGAAACCAACACUCAACCCCUAUGACGUCAAAAACUACAGACCUGUAUCCCUUCUUCCUUUUCUUUCCAAAACACUUGAGCCCACUGUCUCAGACCAACUCUCUUGCUAUCUCUCUCAGAAAGAUGUUCUUGACCCUGACCGGUCAGGCUUCAAGACGGGUCACUCAACCGAGACUGAUCUUCUCUGUGUCAUGGUGGCUCUCCGCACUGCCAAAGCUGACUCUCUCCUCUGUUCUCCUCUUUCUAGAUCUAUCCACUGCCUUCGACAUCAUGAACUAUCAUAUCCUCCUCUCCACCCUCUCAGGGCUGGGUGUCUCAGGCUCUGCACACUCUUGGAUUGCAUCCUACUUGGAAGGUCGCUCCUCAGCUUGGAUAUCUCAGCUUGGAGGUCGGCCCACCAUCUCAAGCUCAACCUCGACAAGACAGAGCUGCUCUUUCUCCAGGUGAAGGCCUGCCUGCUCCAUGACCUCUCCAUCACGGCUGACAACUCCACAGUGUGACCCUCCCAGAGUGCAAAGAAACUUGGUGUGACCCUGGACAACACCCUGUCGUUCUCUGCAAACAUCAAAGCAGUGACCCGGUCCUGCAGGUUCAUGCUCUACAACAUCUGUAGAGUACGACCCUUUCUCACACAGGAAGCUGCACAGGUCCUAAUCUAGGCACUAGGCAGCAAGACGAACUGCCCUUCCUUCCCUACCUUCAGGCUAUGCUCAAACCCUAAACCCCAACCCGAGUUCUCCAUUCUGCCAUCUGUGCUCUUUUUGCCCUCUCACCCCUACGGGAGGGAAGCUCAGUCCAGUCCAAGCUCUUCUCUGUCCUGGCAACCCAAUGGUGGAACCAGCUUCCCCCUGAUAUGUUGUUGUUGUCCCACCUAGCUAUCUUAAGAUGACUGCACUAACUGUAAGUCCCUCUGAAUAAAGGCAUCUGCUAAAUGACUCAAAUGUAAAUGUUCAAAGAAAGGGUCCUAAACCAUAUCACAAAAAAAAUGAGUGUCUGAACUAUAGGCAACCUCUAGAAAUCCCUGCAGGGUUUCUCUUGGAUAAUUCCUUACACAUAUUUGUAUAAAGGGAAAUAGGAUAUAAUAAUAUAAAUAUAAUAAAUAAAUAAUAUAAUAUAAAGGGAAAUCAAGUUGAGACGUUCAUUUCAACAACAUACAAAGGUCAGUGUGAUGGUCUUAGCAGCUUUUUCCUCCUGCAGUUCACUUGAGACCUUUACUGGAUCCAAACAUUUAGCUCAAUUAUUAGGAUUAGACCCAGGUCAAGGUUUACAGCAUCAAAGCUUUCUGGAAAUACGAGGGAUUAUGUUAGUAGCCAAGCUGUUCACAAGCCUUUGGACACUGUUGUAACCAUCCGGAAAAAAACAAGACUCUUUCCAUUAGGACACUCAAUGUACAACGUUUUAAAAACGUUUUCCAACGGGAAAUGACAAUGCGAGUGUUUUUUAUUGGACAAGUCCAUGUAGUCCGUUCUAGUUUCAGUCCAUUUUCUUCCGUUUUGUGCCUAAUGGAAAAAAAACUGGAAUCUACUACCUCUUAGCCUGAGAACUGUAGGUUGGCUGUGCGGGAAGUAAGGAGGAAACUCAAAAUUAUACUUUGGUUUUGAUGCCAUCCUCUGGCUGAAGAAGGAGUGCCAAAGCAGGCUCUCGUAAUCUUACUAAGGAUGCUGAGGCCCAAUGUUACACUAUUAUUGCCAGCUACUUGCUGUGGGUUACUUUCUAUGCUGUAUAAGUACAUAUGGUUGCUACACUGCACAUUCAAACUCUCAUACACUAUUUUUUUAAGUACGCAUGGUAUUAUUUGGGAAUAUUUACUGAAGGUUUAAAUGUAUUUUACUGUCUGCUGUUUUAAGUAAUUUAUUUAUUAAAUGUACUGGUACUGGUAUAAAAGUAGCCUCCUGGUAUAACUUUGAUAUAGUUAAAUAGUAAUUACAUAGCAAUUACCUAAUGAGGUGCAGACCUGUAUUAGAUCAAGACGAGUCACAAACGUGAUGGCUUGAGACUUGUCUUGGUAGCUUCUAUUCUGUUUCACUACACGAGAGCGCAACGGUGGUGGCUGUCUCAUCAUUGUGGUGGCACUGUUGUGUCAUCAGCAAACUUAAUGAUGAUGUUGGAGUCACAUUUUCUUGUUUGCUUAUGGCCUUAUAUAGCUGGUUGAGUGCGGUCUUAGUACCAGCAUUGGUUUGUGGUGGUAAAUAGAUGGCUACGAAUAAUAUAGAUGUCACACCCUGAUCUAUUUCACCUGUCCUUGCGAUUGUCUCCACCCCCUCAAGGUGUCAUUUAUUUUCCCAAGUGUAUUUAUCCCUGUGUUUCCUGUCUCUCUGUGCCAGUUUGUCUUGUAUGUUUGUCAAGUCAACCAGCGUGUUUUUUCCCGUACUCCUUUUUCUCUUCUUUGCUAGUCCUCCCGGUUUUGACCCUUGCCUGUUUUCUGGACUCCAUUCCCGCCUGCCCUGACCUCGAGCUUGCCUGCCCUUUCGUACCUAAUGGACUCUGAACUGGUUUUGACCUUUUGCCUGCACAAUACCAUUGUGUCUGCACCUGGGUCUCGCCUUGUGCCCUUAUAACAGAUGAGAACUCUCUUGGUAGAUAGUGUGGUCUACAGCUUAUCAUAAGGCGUGCAAUACCUCAAGACGUCUUUAAUAUUAGACAUCAUGCACCAGCUGUUAUUGACAAAUAGACACACACCCCCAGCCCUCAUCUUACCAGACGUAGCUUCUCUGUCCUGCCCAUGCAUAGAAAAUCCCAUCAGCUCCUUAUUAUCCGUGUUGUCGUUCAGCCAUCACUCGGUGAUGGCUGAAGAUAUUACAGUUAGAUAUUACAGUUUUUAAUGUCCCGUUGGUAGGAUACUCUUGAUUGUAUAACAUCCAUUUUGUUUUCCAAUGAUUGCACGUUGGCCAAUAGAAUGGAGGGUAGUGGGGGUUUACUCACUUACCUACGAAUUCUCAGAAGGCAGCCUGACCUCCUCUCCCUUUUCCUCCAUCUUUUCUUCAUGCAAAUUAUGGGAUUUGGGCCCAUUCCUGAGAAAGCAGUAUAUUCUUCCCGUCUAAAUCAUUAAAUCAUUUUUUUGUCCAGUUCGAGGUGAGUAAUCACUGUUCUGAUGUCCAGAAGUUAUUUUCGGUCAUAAGAGACAGUAGCAGCAACAUUAUGUAUUGUAACAUUAUGAACGCAAAAAAACUAACACAAUGUCACGUGUGCUCCCUCUCCGGCCUCUAGGUCACCAGGCUGCUCAUUAUGGCGCACACCUGUCACCAUCUUUAAGCGCAUCUGCGCAUAAUGACACUCACCUGGACUCCAUCACCUCCUUGAUUAUCUGCCCUAUAUAUGUCACUCGCUUCGGUUCCUUCCCCAGGCAUCAUUGUUUCCUGUCUGUGCGUUGUUCAUGUUUCUUGUUUUGUAUUAUGUUUCGUUCAUUCAUUAAAUUAUUCACUCCCUGAACUUGCAUCCCAACUCCUAGCGCACACGUUAUAGAAUGAAGCCUCAUCAAAGCGAAGCAUCAGGGAGUGUUUUUUGUUGCGUUGGAGGUGAUGUUGGGUCUGUCUGUCAGAACCGAAGCUACCUGGGAGGCCUCAGCCGGUUUGUCGGAUUCCCAUGCCUCGGCGGGUUCAACGGGUUACCCUGCCUCAGCUGGCUCGACGGGUUUCCAUACCUCAGCAGGACCAACAAGCUUCCAUGCCUCAGCUGGCUCGACAGGUUCCCAUGCCUCAGCUGGGUGAACAGGUUCCCGUGCCUCGACAGAGGCAACCGGGGAGGUCUCAGCCGGCUCAUCAGGCUCUCACGCCUCAGCCGGUUCCUCAGGGUUCUGGACCUCAGCGGAGGUGACUGGUCCGCUCCUGAUCCCUGAGAUCGUCCCUGUGGUUGGUGUCCUGCGGCUGCAGUCACACGCCGGGGAGGGGGUACUGUCACGUAUGUUCUCUCUCCGACGCUCUUGGUCGCCAUGCUCCCGCGCCUCAGCCGGAUCAACAGGUUCCCGUGCCAUAGCAGAGGUGACCGGUCCGCUCCUGAUCCCCGGGAUCGCCAUUUUGGUCUGCGUCCUACGGCUGGAGCCGUGAGUCGGGAGGGGGUACUGUCAUGUGUGCGCCCUCUCCGGCCUCUAUGUCACCAGGCUGCUCAUAAUAGCUCACACCUGUCACCAUCAUUACGCACAUCUGUGCAUAAUGACACUCACCUGGACUCCAUCACCUCUUUGAUUAUCUGCCCUAUAUUUGUCACUCCCUAUGGUUCCUUCCCCAGGGGUCAUUGUUUCUGUUUCAGUUUCCUGUCCGUGUUUCUUGAUUUGUAUUAUGUUUCGUUCAUUCAUUAAAUUAUUCACUCCCUGAACUUGCUUCCCGACUCCCAGUGCACACGUUAUACACAAUAGCACAGUUGAUUAGGAGACCGUAAAACGGCAGCCAUCCCCUCCGGUGCCAUUCUCUCCCUUUGCCUUGAUGACAGCUUUGCACACACUUGGUAUGCUCUCAACCAGCUUCAUGAGGUAGUCACCUGGAAUGCAUUUCAAUUAACAGGUGUGCCUUGUUAAACGUUAAUUUGUGGAAUUUUUUUCCUUCUUAAUGCGUGUUUUUUUAAUACAUUUUUUUACCCUUUAUUCCCGACUCUGAAGUCAGGAGGACUUGAAGAAUUAGGCGUUAACCAGACGAUUAGCAACUGGGCUGACUUGACUUUGAGUAGGGACGCUACUAUAUCAUUAAUAAAAACAAAUUGCCUAGCGGAAUAAAAUAAAACAUGAUGUUAUAUAAUGAUGUUGAAGCACUUUGCCCUGGUGACAUGAAGGUCCUCCAAUGCCACAGUUGUUGUAUAUUUUUAAUGUUUCUGCCAAAACCUCUGCUAUGAGGUCCUGUUUGUUCAGUAAGGCCCACACAGGAAGGGUCCCAAGUGGCGCAGCAGUCUAAGCCCUGCAUCUCAGUGCUAGAGGCUUCACCAUAGACCCUGGUUCGAUCCUGGGCUGUAUCACAACCAGCUGUGAUCAGGAGUCCCAUAAUAGGGUGGUGCAGUGCACAAUUGCCCAGCAUUGUCUGUUUUUUAUUUUUUACAUAAGGUAAAUUGACUGAGAACACGUUCUCAUUUACAGCAACAACAUGGGGAAUAGUUACAGGCCAGAGGAGGGGAUGAAUGAGCCAAUCGUAAACUGGGGAUUAUUAGGUGACCGUGAUGGUUUGAGGGCCAGAUUGGGAAUUUAGCCAGGACCCCGGGGUUACACCCCUACUCUUAUGAUAAAUUCCAUGGGAUCUUUAAUGACCUCAGAGUUAGUAGGGGGUUUGGCAGGGGAAGGCCAUCAUUGUAAAAUAAGAAUUUGUUCUUAACUGACUUGCCUAGUUAAAUAAAUUGGACCAUAGAAUACUACAAAUCAACAGGUUUUAGGUGGAGUGUUUUCCCUCAUUUGUGUACAGCCAGAUCUUAUCAGAGCAAGAUGGACAUUAAUUAAGCACCACACCCUGGGUCUAUUCAUAUUCAACACAAUAAUUCUGCUUCUACACAAACUCCUAACACAAACAAGACGUUUCCACAAGCAGAGUCAUAUUUCAACAGAUGCUGCGUAGGGGAAAUUACAAGGUUGGGAAAUAAAGGAUAUAAAUCUACAAUUUGCGCAAUGCUGCUACAGCAAGACAUUCGAAUCAGGGAGGAGCUUCGUGUAAUGAUCGCAUUUUAGUGGAAUUGUGUAAAUAUCGUUUCAGAAGUUUACUUUUUAAUGAUCUUUCUUCCACUUGCUUUACUAUCGUUGUGGUGAAGGGAAGAGCAUAUAGCCAUGGCUGCGCUUUGACAGAACUGCAAAGUUUUGAAUUCUGGGCUACUCGUGAAAAUCGGUCGGUUCUAGAAAAUACCUGCUAAAGUUCAGUGUGGCUCCACAGUACGACAUCGUGGGAAUCUCGAUUCGAAAACUCAUUGCCUGCAUUUAGACUUACUGCUGAAUGUUUACAUUUACACUACACUUGAGGACUUCAUUGCGGAUUCACAUUGAAAACGUUCUAGGAAUCAACCUUCUGAGAGUGGCAGAGGAUACUUUCAGUGUCAGACCCCCACGAGUGACAUUUUCUUAAGUUCUGUAUUUCUUUCUUAGGCAAGCCUAGGAAUCUAGUAUUAUUGAAUGAAUAUGGGUUGCCUGUGCAGUAAAGAUCAACGUAUUGAGAAGGCACGUAAAGAAUCAAACAAAAGGAUUAAUAAACAGCUGCAAGAAGACAAGCAUAAUAACCAAAUGACUUGCCCGCGCCAGUUGCUGCUGUUAGGAGCUGAUGAAUCUGGGCAACGCACGAUAGUAAAUCAGAUGCGCUGUUUACAUGUGGAACCCACUGCACAGGAGAAAAUGCAUUACAUACACAACAACAGUAAAAAUGCUUCAGGGAUGUCCGAGACAUUUUUCGAGAUGGAUGGUAUCCAUUUUCAUGUAUCUAAUGUUAGAGGUCAGAGGUACGAAAGCAGAAAGUGGAUGCGGUGUUUUGCUGACGUGUGGGAUGUUAUUUUUGUGGUGGACAGCAGCAGCUAUGACAUGGUGAUUCAGGAGGACAGCCAGACCAACGGGCUGCAGGAGGCCCUGAACCUCUUCAAGAUCAUCUGGAACAACAGGUGGCUAAGGACCCUUCCUGUCUGGGUCUUACUAAACAAACAGGACCUCCUAGCAGAGAAGAUUUUGGAGGGGAAAUCAAAAAUGGAAGAGUAUUUCCCAGAAUUUGCACACUACACUAUGCCGGAAUGUUCUACACCAGUACCAGGGGAGGACCUUCGUGUCACCAGGGCAAAGCAAUUCAUACAUGAGGAGUUUCUGAAGAUCAGUACAGCAGGCCAGCUAGACGAAAGGGACUGUCAUCUGGUUUUCACCUGUGCAGUUGACACGGAAAACAUCCGGCUCUUCUUCCGUGUCUUGACAGAUAGCCAGCUUGGUAGAUUUUCGACACUGAGACACUUAUUUUUCACCGACUGUGACAAAUUUCAAUGAUUUGAUUACUUGAGACUUAAUUACCUUGGCAUAAAAUAAAAAAAACUUGAGAUUUGACUUUGGUAGUGUUCCAGGCCAACUACGUUGCAGUUGCCAGAUCUCACAAUGCCUGAAUAGGUGUUGAACAUAUCCACUAACCACAUCAUAUAAUAUAGCACUCUGACUGCAAUGUUGAUGACUGCAAUUUAUUCGCCCUGGAACAUGGCCUACGACUUGUAGACUCCGCUGACAUGAGAUACUUUUGAGUUAAAAUAUUUUUGUGCUGUUUUCUUACUCACUGUGGCAUAUAGUUUUCUGAAAUAGGACCGCAAACCAAAGCCAAUUUGAGUAAACAGAACUAACCUUCUGUCAACGGUGGUGUAACACUCUCUGAGCCAGCCAAUGGUGGGGAGCUUGUCACGCUGGGCCAUGGCACACAGGUACACAAUGACGUAGUUCUCCGCAACCAUCAGGUCCAACGUUCCCACAACGUACCUGCAAUGUUUAGUGGUGCUGUGGUUAGGAAUGUCGACCUGAAAAGUGGCCAAUUCAGAUAGUGUUUUACUAAGACUGUGGCUUCUCAUCAAUUAGCUCUCAGACCUGAACAGGUUGUCCAUGACAUGCUGGUAGUUCUCCAUGUUGUUUUCAGGGAGAUAGCAGGAAGAGAACACAAUGAUGUCAUUAGACCCUUCUCCAUAGUAACCUGGAAGGAAAACAACAUUUGGAUGAGGCAAAAAUGAACAUGCAAAAAAAUAAGUGAAGAUGCUCGUUCUGUCAUCUGAGUUGAUCGCACAACAAACGGUCACAUUAUCCGAAUUCCAUGAGCCUGAGGAAAGCUCACAUUCUUGCAUAAUGUCGGUUAGGUAAGUGCGACAGAUUAAGUGAGUGCUGGGGUUCUGGACUCACCCCCAUGUGACAAGACUGGAAGGAAAGGUUCCAGUACACUCAUGUUGACCAGACUCUCCUGAAGCGGAUCUCCUGUGCGGAACCGGCGCCACCUAGUGCCCUGGCUGUCCACUUGAUCUUGGUCAAGAGAGCCCACUCCCAUCUGCUCUGGUACUGACCCACGGGCCUUAUGGAAACGGGAUGCCACUCCCAGACGAAGCAGGUCAUCUGUGAAUGGGAAUAAUGUUUCAAAGGUCAAUUUCCCAUACCGUACUGUAGAUAACAAAAUGCAUCGAUGGAGAGUGGUUGUGUACUGUCUAUAAUAUAUUAUAUCUACGGCGUCAAGAUCACCUAAUGCAAAGCAUAUAUAAAGGGAAUAGCUAUAUAUUAUGAAUUGCCCAAAAUAACCUAUUUGUGUCUAUCCCAUGGGAACAAUAUAAUCAAAGUGAAAGUUGUUCAAUAAGUUCAUUGGCUGAUCUUGGACCUGUGAGUGAAGAAACGGACCAAAGAUAAAGGCUGUUAGACUGUCCUGUCCACUGCACCCAGUUCUCACCCUCCAAAUCCAUGUCGUGCACUGGAAAAUGGAGGGACUCGCUGUCCGAGGGCGUUUCCAUGGCAUCCAAGUCGAUGUCCAGCCCCAGAUCGUCAUCAUCAGGGGAGGGAGAGAGGGCAGCUGUGGCAUAGUCGUCGGACACCGCCGAGUCACUGCGAUCCAGCGUCAGACUUAGGGCGGGAGCCACCAGACGCUUCUUCCUGGGUCGGGGCCCUGUCAGAGCCAGGCUGCUGGGCGGGGCUACCAUGACAUUUAAUCCUCAUGAUUUGCAUUUAUAUGGAGCUUUAUAACAGUGACUGUGAUGUUACAACGUUGCCAUUUUGAAUUGAAGUGUUACCUGGCCUGUCAUCAGCAGCUAAUGUGGGGUUCCCCGAGACUGCAUCUGUGCCAUGAGCAUUCCUGGGAGGUGACCUACAAUGUUUAGAGAGGUCAACAAUUACAUUUCUAUGGAAUUCUUAUUAGAUAUAGGUGUUUCAUUGUGAAAAAAACACUUGUUUGGAUAUUUGGUAUGUUGAUAAUAUAACAAGAACAAUUCAGUCUGAUGACCAUAACCUCUGACCUGGGAAUGUAAAUGUCCUCCUCCUCCUUCUCCAUUUUUUGCUCUUCCUCUCUUGGCUCCAUGUUGUUGCUGUGCAGGUUCUCAGUGCCAAGUUUCCUGAUUGGAUGUUGUCAAGAGUAACAGCAGACCUUUUGGCCCGGAGAAAUGAAAAGUCCAAACCGCUAUUACAACUCAGGAGCAACUUUAGCUGUGACUUCAUAUGUUUAUUUGAGGAGAAUAAAGAGUGUAAAAAAGAAAAUGAUGACGAAUGUCAUGGACAUAGGGUAACAAGUAAACAAAUAAAUACUGUAGCACCUACAGGUUCGUGUCGGAUCAGUUCUGCCAAAUGAUCGUAUACUGAGGGAUUUGUUCCUGUGCUGGCCUCUAGUGGAAAACGCACAGUGUUCAUUUGUAUUGAGUGCAAUAAAAGUAGUGCGCUAUAUAAGCCAAGGCUUGUCAACAACCA